AUUUGUUUUCUUGUAGGAUUUGGAUCAUACACUAUAUAAACUCUCCUUUUCUUCUCGUCUCCUUUCUACUUUUCUCAAAUCUCAUAAUAAUUUCUCUGCAGAGAAAACAUGGAAGCUUACUCUGCAACCAGGUGGUUUUCUCUCUGUAUUGUGGUGUUGUUUCUAUGUUUCCAGCUGAUUCAGUGCAAUGUUACUUACGAUAAUAAGGCUCUUAUCAUUAAUGGGCAAAGGAGAAUUCUCUUCUCUGGCUCCAUUCACUAUCCCAGAAGCACUCCUCAGAUGUGGGAAGGACUCAUUCACAAGGCUAAAGAUGGUGGUUUGGAUGUUAUAGAUACUUAUGUUUUCUGGAAUCUUCAUGAACCUUCUCCUGGCAAUUACAAUUUUGAGGGAAGGUAUGAUUUGGUUCACUUCAUCAAGCUGGUUCACAAAGCUGGUCUCUAUGUUCAUCUUCGCAUUGGACCUUAUAUAUGUGGAGAGUGGAAUUUUGGAGGAUUUCCAGUGUGGUUGAAGUAUGUUCCAGGGAUAAGCUUCAGGACAGAAAAUGAGCCUUUCAAGCUGGCAAUGCAAAAAUUUACCCAGAAAAUAGUACAAAUGAUGAAGGAUGAAAAUUUGUUUGAGUCUCAAGGUGGUCCUAUUAUUCUCUCUCAGAUUGAGAAUGAGUAUGAACCUGAAGACAAGACAUUUGGAUCAGCUGGUCAUGCAUAUAUGACUUGGGCUGCAAAAAUGGCUCUUUCUAUGAAUACUGGUGUUCCAUGGGUCAUGUGCAAGGAAUUUGAUGCCCCUGACCCACUGAUAAACACAUGCAAUGGUUUUUACUGCGAUUACUUCUCUCCUAAUAAACCUGACAAACCCACAAUGUGGACUGAGGCUUGGACUGCCUGGUUUUCAGAAUUUGGUGGUCCAAUUCACCAGCGUCCUGUCGAGGAUUUAGCAUUUGCAGUUGCUCGGUUCCUUCAGAAAGGAGGCUCUUUUGUUAAUUACUACAUGUAUCACGGAGGAACCAACUUUGGCAGAACUUCUGGAGGACCUUUCAUUACUACAAGUUAUGAUUACGAUGCACCCAUUGAUGAAUAUGGCUUAAUUAGGCAACCUAAAUAUGGCCAUUUAAAGGAUUUUCACGAGGCCAUUAGGUUAUGUGAAAAAGCUCUGCUCAAUGCUGAUCCUAUUGUCAGAAACCUUGGAGCUUAUAAACAGGCACAUGUAUUCUCUUCCAAUUCUGGAGAUUGUGCAGCUUUUCUUGUAAACUACCAUCGAAAUGGUACUUUAAAGAUUACAUUUAACAACAUGUAUUAUAGCCUGCCACCUUGGUCUAUCAGCAUUCUUCCAGAUUGCAAAAAUGUUGUUUUCAACACUGCCCAGGUUGAAGUCCAAACAUCCCAAGUGCAAAUGUUGCCCACAGCCACAGAGAAUGAAGGUUUCUCAUGGGAGACUUUCAGUGAAGAUGUAUUAUCAGUUGAUGAAGAUAAAAUAACCACAGUCUCUGGCCUCUUGGAGCAGCUAAAUAUCACCAGAGAUACCAGUGAUUAUCUCUGGUACACAACUGGUCUGACUAUAAGGUCGAACGAAUCAUUUCUACGUCAAGGCAAACUCCUAAAUCUUACAGUGGAAUCAGCAGGCCAUGCCUUGAAUGUCUUCAUCAAUGGAGAGCUUUGUGGAUCUGGACAUGGGAGCAGGAAAUUCAGAAGAUUCACAUUUACAGGACCAGUGAAGCUGCAUGCUGGAAAGAACAGAAUUUCUCUGCUGAGUAUAGCUGCUGGAUUACCAAAUAUGGGUACCCAUUUUGAAAACUGGAAGACAGGAAUCCAAAGGGUCACUCUCCAUGGCCUAGACAAAGGUCAGAGAGACUUGACCUGGAGCAAAUGGUCAUACAAGGUUGGGCUGAAAGGAGAAGACAUGAACCUUGGAUCUCCAAAUUCUGUUCCACCAAUUGAAUGGACGAAAGGGGACAUGUCAGCGCAAAACCGACCUCUGACGUGGUACAGGGCCUUUUUUGAUGCACCAGAAGGAGAAGAUCCUUUAGCAUUGGACAUGGGGAGUAUGGGCAAAGGACAAAUAUGGAUUAAUGGUUACAACAUUGGAAGAUAUUGGACCGCAAAGGCCACAGGCGAUUGCAACGGUUGUAAGUACAAUGGUACAUAUAGGGCUACAACUUGCCAAGUUGGUUGCGACCAACCUACUCAAAGAUGGUACCAUGUCCCAAGAUCGUGGGUGAAGAGAACAAAGAACUUGGUGGUAGUAUUCGAAGAAAUUGGAGGAGAUUCUUCCAAAAUAUCACUAGUGAAAAGAUUAGCCACAAGUGAUUAAUUCCAAGCUAUGCUUAUAGGAGCGGUGGGGCGGCCAAGAUGUUUUUGCCUUCCCUCCUUCCAAACUUCUUCAAAAUGGAAGUUUGGAAUAAUACAUAUACCAGUUUUGCCUUGCCUUGCCUUCCUCCAAACUUCUUUAAAAUGGAAUUUUGGAACAUAUACCAGUUUUGUUAGGAAAUCCAUUGCUGCUAAACAUACUUAAUUAAUUCUUAUAAUUAUUAAUUAC
Messenger RNA from Manihot esculenta (cassava), 2529 nucleotides. Its product is annotated as beta-galactosidase 3. Bases 109 to 2304 code for a protein of 731 amino acids. The transcript has 18 exons. Gene Ontology annotation, biological process: carbohydrate metabolic process. Gene Ontology annotation, cellular component: vacuole; cell wall. Gene Ontology annotation, molecular function: beta-galactosidase activity. The record is from RefSeq and is a predicted model, not a curated record. Lineage: Eukaryota; Viridiplantae; Streptophyta; Magnoliopsida; Malpighiales; Euphorbiaceae.